UUGUAUCUCUCUCUGUCUCAAAGAAUCAUUAUGCGCCGUACGUCAGACAAUAUCAAACAUACGCAUCCAUGGUGGAUGAUCAUUCGAUACAACCGAAAAGAGAGCCAUCCAUCCAUGGAUCAGGUUAGACUCUGCGUGCUUCUGACGCGCAGAAAAAGAGAGACGAAUGUCGACGCGAUACAUCACAAGGACGGAUCCAUCGAAUCUGUCUGACGUAGUAGCAGUGAACACAGUCAGGCGGAUCAGCGAUCCAGCUGCAGCAGGCUGGAACUGCAGUUCAGGUAGCUAGCCACGACGCACGGCGAGCAGGACACGUUGGCACCAGGUGUCAUGCCGGCGAAGCUCAGCGCUGCCACGCCGGUCUUCUCCCCGUCGGCUAGCUCCCUCCCUCUUCCGCUUCAUCCGUUGCAUGCGGUCUCUCUCCAGCACUUGUUACCUGAUAGUACCAAGAAGAAGAAGAAGAAAGAAGAAGAGGAGGAAGAAGGAGGCAGCAAUGGGAUCAGAGACGUUCUUGGAGAUCCUGCUGGCCAUCCUGCUGCCGCCCGUCGGAGUCUUCCUCCGCUACGGCAUCGGGGCGGAGUUCUGGAUCUGCCUGCUGCUCACCAUCCUGGGCUACAUCCCCGGCAUCAUCUACGCCGUCUACGUCCUCGUCGCAUGAAUCAAUCGGAUCCCCUCCAUCCGUACGCAGCCCGUGCUAUGUAUGUAGUUAGCUUUGUUUGUUUGCAUCAACUGCUUCUCGUCUCCAUUUGCUUAUGGUCCUUGCCUCCAUGAAUGGGAGGAGGAAACUAGCUAGCUCCAUGUAUCAUGUACUGUGCUACUCAGCCGGUUGACAUGGAUUUGGAAUGUACUACUACUUCUGAUGAUGCAAACCGAUGAUGCAGUGCAACGUU
Messenger RNA from Phragmites australis (common reed), 890 nucleotides. Its product is annotated as low temperature-induced protein lt101.2. Lineage: Eukaryota; Viridiplantae; Streptophyta; Magnoliopsida; Poales; Poaceae. Bases 410 to 658 code for a protein of 82 amino acids. The record is from RefSeq and is a predicted model, not a curated record. The transcript has 2 exons. Gene Ontology annotation, cellular component: membrane.